This is a messenger RNA of Teleopsis dalmanni, 1946 nucleotides long. Its product is annotated as ATP-dependent 6-phosphofructokinase-like. The record is from RefSeq and is a predicted model, not a curated record. Gene Ontology annotation, cellular component: cytoplasm; 6-phosphofructokinase complex. Lineage: Eukaryota; Metazoa; Arthropoda; Insecta; Diptera; Diopsidae. Gene Ontology annotation, molecular function: fructose-6-phosphate binding; monosaccharide binding; AMP binding. Gene Ontology annotation, biological process: fructose 1,6-bisphosphate metabolic process; canonical glycolysis; fructose 6-phosphate metabolic process.
GUUGGUUCAAUUGACAAUGAUUUCAGCGGUACUGACUUGACAAUCGGUAGCAAUACCGCGCUCCAUCGUAUAUCAGAAGCAAUUGAUGCUAUCGCAAGUACGGCCUAUUCACACAAACGAGUAUUUAUAAUGGAAGUAAUGGGACGACACUGCGGAUAUUUGGCGUUGAUUACAGCCUUGUCAAGUGAAGCAGAUUACAUGUUUAUACCUGAAACACCAUCCACAUUAGAUUGGCCACAGACUUUAUGCAAUCAAUUAAAAAAUGAGAGAAGUACUGGCAAAAGAAUGGGCUUAAUUAUUGUUUCAGAAGGAGCGAUUGACGUAAAUGGAAACCCUAUAUCCACUGAGGAUAUCAAAAAAGUAAUCAUUGAUAGCCUUAACAUAGAGCCUCGAAUUACGGUACUUGGCCAUAUACAACGGGGUGGCAAUACUAGUUCUGGCGAUCGAAUACUAGGCUGCCGGAUGGGUAUUGAAGCAAUUAUUGCGUUAAUGGAGUCUACCCCUGAAAGUGAGCCCGUAGUUAUAACAUUAACUGAGAAUCAAAUCAGAAGGAAACCAUUAAUGAAAUGUGUUGAGCAAACCACAGCUGUUACAAAUGCAAUGAAAGCAAAGGAGUGGAACAAAGCUGUCGAAUUGCGAGGAGAAUCGUUUAAGCAAAAUUUGGAAGCAUUUUUAACGCUUGCUUCUCUGAAGCCAACACCAAUAAUGUUAAAAGCAAAUCCUUAUCGUUUUGCAGUUAUAAAUAUUGGAGACCCAGCCAGUGGCAUGAACACUGCAGUUUAUGUCUUCGUACGAAUUUGUAUUGAUCAUGGUGAUAUUCCCUUAGGUGUCCAUGACGGAAUUGAUGGUCUCAUUAGUGGAAACAUCAAAGAGCUACAUUGGUCCGAUGUAAGUGGAUUAGCAAGCCAAGGUGGUGCUUUUCUAGGAAUAAAACCUACUUUACCUACUGGAAAAUUUGAAGAAAUUGUGAAACAAAUUAAAGAAUUCAGAAUAAAUGGUUUUGUAUUUAUGGGGGGUUUUCGUGCCUUUGAAGCUGGAGUACAGUUUAUUGAACAGCGAAAUAUUUAUCCAGAAUUGUGUAUACCGUUGGUCGUUAUACCAGUAUCAAUAUCGAAUAAUGUGCCCGGAACAGAAUAUUCGCUUGGUUGUGACACAAGUCUAAACGAAAUUACUGUAAUAUGCGAUCAGCUUCGUCAGUCAGCACAAGGAACUAGAGACCGUGUAUUCGUUAUCGAAAUAAGGGGUGGAUAUUGUGGUUAUCUUUCAACAAUGGCUGGUCUUGCUUCUGGCUCUGAUGUGACUUAUAUCAGCGAAGAAAACUUCACUGUUUCUGAUAUUCAAGAGGAUGUUCAGCGUAUGAUUUUAAAAAUGAAUUCUGGAGUGAAAAAAGGCCUUGUCAUAUGCAACGAAAACUGUUCAACUAAUUUGAAUAGUGACUUUAUACAUCGAUUAUAUUCAGAGGAAGGAAAAAAUAACUUUUCUUGUCGUUUGAACGUACUAGGUCAUAAUCAAGAAGGAGGAUCACCGUCUCCAUUUGAUCGUUACUAUGCUGCUGUUAUAGCAUCUAAAUGUUACCAAUGGCUUGUAGAUCAAUUGGAAGGAAACGCUGACUGCUCUAAUGAAAAUCAAUGUGAUACUUGUAGAUCAGCAAGCUUAAUAGGAAUGAUUUCAGAGCGAUAUAAAUUUACGCCAUUAGUUGACUUAUUUGAGCAGGCUGACUUUGAAAAACGGAUGCCGAAAAGCCAAUGGUGGCUAAAUUUACGUCCAGUUUUAAAAAUAUUGUCACACUAUACGACACUUGAAGACUUAUCUCAAUUAUCAGAGGACAGUUGCCAUUGUGAGGAUUAAAUGUUACUUAAAUAAUAUCAUAUUGAAAAAACUCUAGAUGUCAUCGAGCAUGCAAGUUUUGCAUAAGCUGUAUACAAAUUUAAUAAAAAACUGUAUAA